AUGGACUCCAGUACCGACGUCACGCCAUGCCAUCGUCACGCCGACGUGACCAUUCAGAAGUCUCCUCCUCCUGCUCGUGCUCCUGCUGCUGCCGCCAGGCCACGUGGGAUUGACUACAGCAAGUGGGGCCACAUGGACUGUAGCAGUGAUGACGAAGAGGGUGUACCAACGUGGAAGAGAGACGGAGGAGGGAGUGGUGGAGCAAGAAGAAACUCCAAUUAUCCUGUAGGAGCAAUUAAGGCGAGCGACGGCUGCAGGGCUGCUUUCGAGUUCUCCUCGAGCGCUUUGGCGUUUGGGGAGGAGCAGCAGAGGGAGCGGCCUGAGGUGCAGUUCUGUUGCAAGUGUGAGCUGGUGCCCUUGCCGUGUGUGGAAGCCAUGGUCACACACUGGCUGGCUGAGCCUCGUGUGGGCGUGCUCAUGGACCUGGGGAGGAUCAGAUCAGAUCCCGCCUGCCGGCCAUCCUGGCUGCUGCAGACGCCAGUACAGAUGCCCAAGCGCGCAGGGAUGCUGCAUGUGCUGUCAGGCGGGCUGGAGAAGGCGCAUGCAGAGGAAAAGGGGAGAGGGGGAGGUGUUGGUGCAGUGGGGAGACGGGGUGCUGCUGAUUACGUGGAGGAGAAGGAUGAGCAACGGAGGGAGCAUCUGAAGGGGGGUGAGUGGGAGAGGUACGUGGAUGGCAUGGCUUGGAUUUUGGAGCAUGGAGGGGGGGAAGGGAGGGAGUUCCGGCCAAAUUACUGCAAGGUAGCACCAAUGUUUCUCCAGGAGGGUAACAACCCGAGCAAGAUAGGGGUGGAGGGUGCAGCCAUUGAGGAGGAUGCAGCCAUUGAGGAGUCUCGAAAGAGAGCGGGACGUGUGGGGUUGACCGGCAGGGUGAGUGAGGGAGAUGGAGGAACAGGAGCAGGAGAGGAAGAAGCUGUGUUAGCUACAGCAGCCGCAUGGCCAGCAGAGAUUGUGUUAGCUCCUUAUGCGGCUACUGCCAGACAUUGUUCGCUUGACAGCAGUGUUGCUUGCUUCUCUCACUGCUGCUUCUCGCACCGCUGCCUCUGA
Molecule: messenger RNA, 1044 nt
Organism: Closterium sp. Naga37s-1
Lineage: Eukaryota; Viridiplantae; Streptophyta; Zygnematophyceae; Desmidiales; Closteriaceae
Source: the annotation of a GenBank genome assembly